Molecule: messenger RNA, 1068 nt
Organism: Aspergillus ibericus CBS 121593
Lineage: Eukaryota; Fungi; Ascomycota; Eurotiomycetes; Eurotiales; Aspergillaceae
Exons: 4
Coding region: 1-1068 (355 amino acids)
Source: RefSeq, a predicted model, not a curated record
AUGCCUUCGGUAAAGCGUACUAUCUCACUCUGCAACUUUGAAGCGCCCCCUGGGCCCCGGCGAUCUUGUCGUCUUACUCAGGAAGAAAUUCGUGGUACCAAUCCCCGACCUCUAAGCCCUAGAUCAUCACCAUCACCAUCACCAUCACCAUCACCAUCAUCACCACCAUCACCCGAUAAAUCAUGGCCAGCGCUAAAAGAACAAGCCAAGGAGCGCCUGAGAAACUACCACGAUGCCGGUCAAGGUCUACUAAAAACCUGCUUGCACUCCUGCCUGACAUGGUUUCCGAUCGACAGCCGCCAGGGCCUAGCAGAGAGCAUCAUUGAAGCGGCUACCGAUGAGUCCCUUGAUGUUCUCUACAAGGACCUCCUGGCGGGUCUCUUUAUACCGAUAAGCAUUUCAAGUGCAGCCCUGCCGGCGUCUCGGACCCCUCUUCCUCCUAUGCUGCAACUACUUAUGGACGGAGAUCCCGACCUCGUUCCCCUGGAGAAGGAUGCUUCCCAGGCACGGUAUGAGACUGUUCGGGAUACCAUACUGGAAAGAGAUGCUCAUGUUUGUGCGGUGACCGGAUGGGUGGAUACGGAAUAUCAUCGGAAGAUGGGACUCCCGACGGAGAUUCAUUCUCAAGUCGAGGUGGCUUUCAUCAUCCCGUUUAUGUAUGGGUCGUGCCGGCGCAAGAAUCUACCUCAGGAUUUCGCGAAUUGCUGGGACGUUUUAUAUCGGUGUUUCCCGGAAGUACGACGGAUAGGUCUUUCAGCCGAGGGAGUUGACUCACCGGAGAAUGGCUUUGCUCUCAUAUCAUGCCUUCGCGACGCCUUCAAGAGGUUCGCGAUGGCUUUCAAGCCCACGUCCGUCAAGGACCAAUACGAGCUGAUCAUGUACCAGAACAUUCGGCACGAUGAGAAGCUCUUCAUCGGCAAAACUCGAACGGUUAAUUUUCGACGAGCGAAGGGUUGUCAUGCGGUACCGUUACCCGAUCCAGCCCUGUUCGAUUGCCACUAUCGUAUCGCGGAAAUUGUGCAUGCGAGCAGUCUCGCAAAUGUCAUCGACGGGCACAAUUAUGAGUAG